Molecule: messenger RNA, 245 nt
Organism: Caenorhabditis elegans
Lineage: Eukaryota; Metazoa; Nematoda; Chromadorea; Rhabditida; Rhabditidae
Source: the annotation of a RefSeq genome assembly
CCCAAUUUCAAGAUGGUAUUAUUCUAUGGCACAAUUGUAACCGGAUGGACAACUAACAUCACAUCCUUCAAAAGUGUCGGAGAUUGUACGAAUGGGUGCUUGGAAGCUGAGAAUUGUUUUUUGAUGUGGUUUAUUUAUGAGCAAUGUAAUUUCUAUAGCUAUCUUGAUGUUGGUCCGAUGAUUUCUGUAAAAGAGACUUCAAAGAGUGAAAGGACUUAUGUGGCAUUCAAGGUAGGAGUUAGUUU